Molecule: messenger RNA, 621 nt
Organism: Miscanthus lutarioriparius
Lineage: Eukaryota; Viridiplantae; Streptophyta; Magnoliopsida; Poales; Poaceae
Source: the annotation of a GenBank genome assembly
AUGGCCGUCAACUGGGAGCUGCAGGGCUGCUGCGACCACGACCAGAGGAUCUUCAUCGCCGCCGUCGGCGUCUCCACCGUCGUCAUCCUCCUCCUCUGGAGGACGUUCCUGCUCACGCCGUUCAAGCUCAUCACCGUCUUCCUCCACGAGACCAGCCACGCGCUCGCCUGCAAGCUCACCUGCGGCGAUGUAGAAGGCAUGCAGGUCCAUGCGAAUGAGGGUGGCGUUACUCAAACUCGGGGUGGCAUAUAUUGGAUAAUCUUGCCCGCUGGAUAUCUGGGUUCAUCAUUUUGGGGAAUGGUCUUCAUACUUGCAUCCACAAAUCUCCUAGCAACAAGAAUUGCAGCGGGUUGUUUCAUACUUGCAUUGUUUAUUGUUCUUUUUGUUGCAGAUAAUUGGUUUCUUCGCUGGCUCUGCCUUGGAUUCAUUGUGUUCAUUGCUGUUGUUUGGGUCAUACAAGAAUUUACAUCUUUCCAUAUUCUGAAAUAUGUGAUCUUAUUCAUAGGUGUGAUGAACAGCUUAUUUUCAGUUUAUGGUAAGAAGCAAAAAGCCUUUUCCUUGUUAUUCCAUGCUAGAAUAAUCCAUGAGUUACUAUCUUCUGAAUCAAAUGUUCUCAAAUGA